AGUUGAUAAAUGACUUACAAUGUCUAGAAAGGAUGUUCAUUGUUAUCUUAAAUAAUAUAUUAUAUUAUAUAUUGUACUAGUAAUAAUUAUAUUUAAUGUUAUAUUUGAAAAGUUACAUAAGAACAAAAGUUUAGAAUUGGAGCGAUAUUAUAAUGGGAAAUACAAAUGUUGAAGCUUCCAGUACAUGUUGUCGAACAAGAGACGUCCUCUGGCAUCUCGUAUUCAUCGGUUUCGCCGUGAAUUAUAUGAUACGAUUGAAUUUAAAUAUAGCUAUCGUAUCUAUGAUACGACCGAAACUUAAAGAUAAUAUCUCAGUGACUAGUGAAUGUCUUGGUGAUACUUUUCCAAGUAAUAAUACAAUCAAUGCUGAAUAUGGACACAAUUACACGUUACUUUUCGAUCUAAAUACAACGGCGCUUCCAAAACUAGAGAAUAUAACUUCAUCAACAGAAGAAUAUUUUGAUUGGGAUGAAAAAGAAGUGGGAUAUAUUUUGGCUAGUUUUUUCUGGGUACACUGGAUUACUCAAAUACCGGGAGGAAUCCUCGCUACCAAGUACGGAACCAAAUUUGUAUUCGGUGUGUCAAAUUUUAUUGGAGUUGUAGCGAACUUCGUUAUUCCAUGGUUCGCUAGAAAAGGAGCUAUAUAUCUAAUAUUGUUAAGAAGUAUCCAAGGCUUCUGUUGCGGCUUUUCUUUACCUUCAAUACACAAUCUGGUAUCAAAGUGGAUUCCUCCGAAUGAAAGAAGCAAGUUCGUUACUGCAUAUACCGGUAAUUCUAUUGGUGCAGCUUUUACUUAUCCUUUCUGUGGAUUCAUUAUAGAAAGAUGGGGCUGGGAUAAUGUGUUUUAUGCUUGUGGAAUAUUGGGAACCAUAUGGUUUCUUGCUUGGUGUUUUUUUGUAUACGAUAGUCCAGCUGAACAUCCUCGUGUAUCACAUGAAGAAAAACAAUACAUCGUAUCUAGUUUGGGUGAAACUGUUUCUAAAGUAGAGAUACCAACACCUUGGAAAAGUCUUUUGACAUAUUUACCAUUCUGGGCAACAGUGGUGGCUCAAAUAGGUGCUAACUGGGGAUUAUUUACAGUCACGUUGAACGGACCUGCUUAUAUUAAGUUUAUUCACGGAUGGGACAUUCGUUUGACAGGGGUCCUCUCUGGAAUGCCACACUUAUUAAGAGUUUUAUUUGCUUACUUUUUUUCAAUUCUUGGCGACUAUUUGAUAAAAAAUGAGAAAAUGAAAAGGACGAAUGUCAGGAAAUUUGCAACAUUCUGGGCAAAUGGAGUUCAAGGAGCUUUCAUGCUUGGCCUAGCUUACUCAGGUUGUGACAAAAUCACUGCAAUGGUUAUGUUGACGCUUGCAGUUACUGUCAAUGGAGCAAUGUCUACAGGAGCACUAGCAGGACUUGUAGAUAUCAGUCCAAAUCACUCAUCAAUAUUACUGGGUAUAGUAGGUACUGCUGUUGGAUUGGUUGGUUUUUGUACACCAGCUGUAGUAGGACACUUUACAUUCCAAAACCAAACAGCGGUUCAAUGGCAGAAAGUAUUCUGGGUGAGUGCAGCCAUUCUGUUCAUCAGUUGUACCGUCUACUUUAUAUUUGCAAAUUCCGUAAUAGCUCCUUGGAAUGCAUCAAAAGAAAUUCCAGAAAGUGAAAAUAUGGUUGUGAAAGGAAAAAAUAAUGAAACAAUUAAUGGUGAAGUUAGUACAGAAAAAGAAGAAAUAGAGAAAUAUUCUGUCUGAUGACGAGGCUAUAGUUAAGACUACAUAUAAGAGUCAACAGCUAGAAUAAAUAUUUAUUGUUUUGUUUCUUUCUAAAAAACCAUUGUUUACACUUA
Messenger RNA from Diorhabda sublineata, 1828 nucleotides. RefSeq names its product sialin-like. Gene Ontology annotation, biological process: monoatomic anion transport; transmembrane transport. The transcript is spliced from 10 exons. Gene Ontology annotation, cellular component: plasma membrane. Bases 153 to 1733 code for a protein of 526 amino acids. The record is from RefSeq and is a predicted model, not a curated record. Gene Ontology annotation, molecular function: transmembrane transporter activity. Lineage: Eukaryota; Metazoa; Arthropoda; Insecta; Coleoptera; Chrysomelidae.